Notothenia coriiceps (black rockcod) is the source of this 355-nucleotide messenger RNA. RefSeq names its product regulating synaptic membrane exocytosis protein 4-like. Gene Ontology annotation, biological process: regulation of synaptic vesicle exocytosis; regulation of membrane potential; calcium ion-regulated exocytosis of neurotransmitter. Lineage: Eukaryota; Metazoa; Chordata; Actinopteri; Perciformes; Nototheniidae. The annotation marks the transcript as partial. Gene Ontology annotation, molecular function: transmembrane transporter binding; small GTPase binding. The transcript is spliced from 3 exons. Gene Ontology annotation, cellular component: cytoskeleton of presynaptic active zone; presynaptic membrane. The record is from RefSeq and is a predicted model, not a curated record.
CCUGAACUACAGUGGCAUGUGUUUGGCGUCGGAUGCACAGUUCAGUGACUUCCUGGAUGGGAUGGGACCGGCUCAGUUUGUUGGUCGACAGACGCUGGCAACAACAUCCAUGGGUGACAUAGAGAUCGGUCUGCUGGAGAGGAACGGAGGUCUGGAGGUGGAGGUCAUCCAGGCCAGAGGACUCACCAUGAAACCAGGUUCAAAGGGACCUCCAGCGGCCUACAUCAAGGUUUACCUCCUGGAGAACGGGAAUUGUGUGGCCAAGAAGAAGACCAAGUCAGUGAGGAAGUCUCUGGACCCUCUCUACAACCAGGCCCUGGUCUUCUCUGAGAGCCCACAGGGGAAAGUGGUGCAG